Schizosaccharomyces osmophilus is the source of this 1440-nucleotide messenger RNA. It is a transcript of the gene rsp1, whose product is annotated as random septum position protein, DNAJ domain protein Rsp1. The record is from RefSeq and is a predicted model, not a curated record. The transcript has a single exon. Lineage: Eukaryota; Fungi; Ascomycota; Schizosaccharomycetes; Schizosaccharomycetales; Schizosaccharomycetaceae. The coding region runs from base 1 to 1440 and encodes 479 amino acids.
AUGACGAGGCCUGCGUUCUCAGAAGAAUUCGUCGACUAUUACGAUGUGUUAGGAAUCGAAAGUACUAGUGAUUAUGUCCAAAUCCGUCAACAAUAUCUAAAAUUAGUUUUGCGUUUCCAUCCUGACAGAAAUCCAGGCCGAGAGCAAGAUGUGAUUCCACAUUUUCAGUUGAUCCAAAGGGCACAUGAAGUUUUGCGAGAUGGAAAGCUGCGGGAAUUAUAUGAUCAAAAACGUCUAUUAGAAUUCGGAAGGUUGGACGGGCUGUCUCGAUUUCGCCCAAAAAAAACAGACUAUACUUCUCCAAAUCGUAAGGGCCCCAAUGUAACCUCAAAAGUGAGCACAAAAGUUUCAGAAUACUUUUCUAGAAACAAAAAGAAGGGCGAUUUAGGUAAUGAACAAGCACAUGGAUCUCCUUACCGUCCUUUUUCGUCUGCUGAACGGCAGAGAUAUUCAUCGUCGUAUUCGACGAGGAGUCCCAUCUCUAGCCCAAUUCCAGUAAUAAGCCAUGAAGAUCAGAAAGGAUUAUAUUCCUCCUCCAACAACAACUCCCAUGAGCGGAAUCCAGCAAACAAUGCAAAUGUUAAUAACCGAUUUCAACCUCUCUCCAAGUUUGAAGCAAAGCUGUAUUUAGAAUCUUUACGAGAAAAACGACGUUCCUUUAGCUCAACUCCUAAAUCUGAUAACACCUCUUAUACCCGUUCUCCUACUUCUACUUCAAGUCCUCAUUCAGUGUUUACACAUUCUAACCAAGAAAAACCUUCAUUACACCAAGAACCUCCCCAAAGUCCAGAGUCAUUUUCAAUUUCACUCAAUUCUCUUUCUCCAUCUCCUCGUUUACCUCAGCAUUAUAAACGGGAUCUCCGUCACCAUCGUCCGACUUCCAUAGCGACCGAUUUUCGCUCGAUUUCAAGCUAUAAUCCUGAUCACAUAGCUUUUGGGAAAAUAGAAGAAAUUCAAGAUGACUCUUUACAACCCCCCAAUUCCGCUAAUUCUGUUUCCUCAUCAACCGAAUACCAUAAUGAGCUUCAAAAAGUUUUGCGCUCUUUAGAAAGAGAAGAAGAAUUUGAAGAUGAGAUAACUCAAUUGCUUCCAAAUCCACCAAGCUUCCCUCAAAUUAAAGCUCCAGUUCCUCCUCUGUUACCCACGGACAUUUCAAAUGAAACCAUUGAUAAGUACUUUCAUGACUUUGAAGUAUACCAGAAAAAAUGGUCUUCUUACUCUUUGAUAUAUACUCAGUUUUUAUUUCAUUGGCAAAUAUUCAAAAAUAAAUGCUUUCAACUGGACCUCAUGAAUACUCCAGGACAUACUAGACUCUUGCAUAACUGGCAGGAGGGAACUCAAAACACUCGGGAAUUUUUAUCUUUUGAAGAAAUGCAUUACACAGCUAUUUCUGAUCUAAUGUCCUUCAAAGAAUCUUUAUUCUCGUCCCUCAACCUUUAG